Molecule: messenger RNA, 2086 nt
Organism: Condylura cristata (star-nosed mole)
Lineage: Eukaryota; Metazoa; Chordata; Mammalia; Eulipotyphla; Talpidae
Gene: GAS8
Product: growth arrest-specific 8
Exons: 10
Coding region: 210-2021 (603 amino acids)
Biological process (GO): flagellated sperm motility
Cellular component (GO): Golgi apparatus; motile cilium; microtubule
Molecular function (GO): microtubule binding; small GTPase binding
Source: RefSeq, a predicted model, not a curated record
CGGGGGUUCAGCGUGGAGACGUGGGGGAGACGUCGGGGAGACCGCUGGCAAUGGGCCACCUAGCACCGCCUCAGGAAUGUGGACCGUCCCCCCCAAUUUUGGCUUCAUGUAUCUGAGACUCCGCACCCCUUUGUUGUGCGCCCAAGAAGAAGGGGAAGAGGGGGAGAGCCAAAGGGACCCCGGUCGUCGACGGGCUCGCUCCCGAGGACAUGAGCAGGGAGCAGGUGGAGGAGCACGUAGGGCGCAUCCGGGAGGAGCUGGACCGGGAGCGGGAGGAGCGGAACUACUUCCAGCUGGAGCGGGACAAGAUCCACACCUUCUGGGAGAUCACGCGCAGGCAGCUGGAGGAGAAGAAGGCUGAGCUGCGCAACAAAGACCGGGAGAUGGAGGAGGCGGAGGAGCGGCACCAGGUGGAGAUUAAGCCCCGUUAUGCCUUGCCCGGCCGCUCGUUCCCGCGGAGGGCCGGGCCGGCCUGGGGUGGGGGCGCGGGGGUGUCCCUCGGCACCCCCCGCGGCAGCCCGCGGUUGUGCCAUCUCGCUCAGGCGGAGCAUUGCCCUGGUGCGGCCGGCCCUGCCCUGAUGUGCUGGCCUCUGGGGAGCGCUCUCUGUAGGGGAAGCUGGCGGCCUCCCUGUGGCCAGCGGGAGGUCCUUGCCCUCCAGCUCCCCCAGCCUGGGAGGGCGGGGUCUGUGGUCACUGAAACCGGAGCAGCGCCGGGGAGCGCCGCGGGAGAGGCUGCCGUGACCCCCACUGAUGGGCUUGUGGGUCUGCAGAAACAUACCGAGGAGAUCACCAAGAUGCGGAACGACUUCGAGAGGCAGGUGCGAGAGAUCGAGGCCAAGUACGACAAGAAGAUGAAGACGCUCAGGGACGAGCUGGACCUGCGCAGGAAGACGGAGAUCCACGAGGUGGAGGAGCGCAAGAACGGCCAGAUCAACACGCUGAUGCAGCGGCACGAGGAGGCCUUCACGGACAUCAAGAACUACUACAACGACAUCACCCUCAACAACCUGGCGCUCAUCAACUCCCUCAAGGAGCAGAUGGAGGACAUGCGGAAGAAGGAGGACCGCCUGGAGAAGGAGAUGGCGGAGGUGUCCCUGCAGAACAAGCGGCUGGCGGACCCCCUGCAGAAGGCGCGGGAGGAGAUCGGGGAGCUGCAGCGGAAGCUGGGGAGCCAUGAGAGGGACAAGCAGGUCUUGGUGUGCACCAAGGCGCGGCUGAAGGUCACCGAGCAGGAGCUGAAGGGCCUGCAGUGGGAGCACGAGGUGCUGGAGCAGCGCUUCCUCAAGGUGGGCGGCGCCUCUCUGCCGCCCGCUGCCCCUCCGCUCGCCCUGGCAGUGGGCAGGCUGACGGACAACAGGCUGCGGGCUCGGCCUGUGAGGCUGCGGCCCCUGCUGCCCACGCAGGCCCAGGCCAGCGGCCUCCACAGCUCCUCCGCUGCUUUCUGCGCUGGGGCGUGGGGCCCAGGCGCAGCACCCCCCGACCUCUCCUGUGUGCGGUGGGGCCGUGGCACCACCAGGAAAAUCCACUCCUGCAGGCUGAGGCGAGGGGCCCUGGCCCUGCUGCACCCGGAGGCUGGGCUGGGCCCGGUAGGGACAGGCUCGGGGCUGCGCCUGCCCCCUGGUGCUGAAGGGGAGGCGCCUGUCCUCUCCGCUGGGCAGUGGCCAGCCCGGAAGCCCGAGCUGUGCUGGUCCAGGGCCGCAAGCUCAGCCAGCCUGUGGCUUUCACCCUGGAGGCGGUUCCAUGGGACGUUCCGGGGGUCCCCAGCCCCUGCCCCCCGCCUCCUCACCCCAGCCCCUCCCCCCCAGGACGUCCUGGACUCCAAGAACAGCACCAUCAAGGACCUGCAGUACGAGCUGGCCCGCGUCUGCAAGGCCCACAACGACCUGCUGCGGACCUACGAGGCCAAGCUCCUGGCCUUCGGGAUCCCCCUGGACAACGUGGGCUUCAAGCCGCUGGAGACAGCCGUGGUGGGGCAGACGCUGGGCCAGGGCCCCGCGGGACUCGUGGGCACCCCAACAUAGCCGCGGACGGCCCCGCACGGGGGCCUCGAGGCUCCAGUCGUUAGCAAAUGAAGGUUUCCACAGCC